CUAUUUAACGAUUUAAAAACAAGUCUUCAGAAAUGUAAGCUUCCUUACUUCUGGGAUGGCAAUCUAAAUUUAUACGAAAACAUUGGGGAAUCCAGCUUAUUGGAGAUGAGAAAAUGCGUAGAAAAUAAAGCAGCAACACUAGCAAAGUUUAAAGGAUUACGAGGCAUGGCAGACAAUGAUAACUACAGGGUGUAUGCAAUAUUUUUGACAGAAGCGGAACGCUUGAAAAUGGGUAUGCAAAAAAAUGGGACCAUACCAUUUUUACCUCAACCUGAAGAAAAUGAGCAAACUAGCACCUCACAUUGGCCUAAAUGCAGCGUAAGCUAAUCUUUGUUCCCGUUGGAAAAAAAUAUGUUAGUUAAUAUGCAAUUUUUAAAACCAGGAUUAUUAUUCUUCCAUUAUGUAUGUGAUCUUUCAUUGUAAACCGAAUAAAAAUUAUAACCAGACAAUUGAGAGCAAGCCAGGAGUAAAUCCUGACAUAAUUUUACCUUUGUCGGGCACUUGUACCUUA
Messenger RNA from Rhagoletis pomonella (apple maggot), 511 nucleotides. RefSeq lists its product as uncharacterized. Lineage: Eukaryota; Metazoa; Arthropoda; Insecta; Diptera; Tephritidae. The record is from RefSeq and is a predicted model, not a curated record.